Molecule: messenger RNA, 6393 nt
Organism: Corythoichthys intestinalis (scribbled pipefish)
Lineage: Eukaryota; Metazoa; Chordata; Actinopteri; Syngnathiformes; Syngnathidae
Gene: wrap53
Product: WD repeat containing, antisense to TP53
Exons: 12
Coding region: 3975-5447 (490 amino acids)
Biological process (GO): Cajal body organization
Cellular component (GO): Cajal body
Molecular function (GO): RNA binding; protein binding
Source: RefSeq, a predicted model, not a curated record
CUGCACCAGUUGAUCACUUAAGCAGGGGCAAUGGGGGGUGGUGGGGGGGGGGGGUGUUUCAAAGAAACAUGGGUAUCCUCUGGCGUUCGACAUUUUAAGCACCUUACUAUGAACUAAUGCACUUUAUUGAGAUCGGGAUUUGAAUAUUUCUUUUCGUGCGUGCGUGCGUGUUGAGAAUCAGUGUGCAUCACAACUGGAAGUAUUAGCACGGGCGAUGGUUUUCGGGGGGGGGGGGCGAGCGUUUCAAAGUCGGGGACCUUUAAGUUGAGAGCAAAUCCUUUUUCUCGAAAGACAAACACUGUUGAUAUUUCUGUUUUGCAUUUUUUUACGUUUCUAUAAAAAACAAGUAAAGCUAUUGAAAAAAGGAGUAUAAAAACUUGAAGAUUUGCACUUGCCUAAAAAAACAAGAAAAUCCUUUAAAAAAAAAAAUAAAGAGGGGGUUAGCCGUAGAAGUGGAUAUUUUUGUGAAUGUGUGGGAUUGACUGAUGCGUGAUUUUUUUUUUUUUUUUUUUGUCGGUAUAACAUCAGUGUGCACAAUGUGUUUUUUUUAGUUGCUUACCAAUAUGUGAGAGACAAAAGUGGCCAUUUUUUAUGAUUUUUUUUUUUUUUUUUGUGUGUGUGUGUACUUUAAUGUUCAAGCGUCGAGUUUGAGAGAGGGCAAUUGCACAACACAUCCUUUCUCUUAGCAGCUCUUUAUCCCCACUUUCGGUGGGGAUAAACUCCUUUCGGUCGCGUUUGAAUGGAAUGAAAUCACAGGAGCGUGCGUGAGAUUCUUCCUUUACUGUCGAGACUACAGGUACUCGUUUUGAAUUGUGCUUUUUUUUUUUUUUUUUUUUUGGUGUGUGAAUGCACAUUUGUGCCUAAGAACUUCGAUCGGGUGCGUGGCCAUUAAGACAUUAGCUCUUUUUGAGAGAGAGUGUAACGUGUGUCAGUGCUCAGCACAGUGUAUGUUUUUUAUAUAUAUAUAAAUAUAUAUAUGAAUAUAUAUCCUUGAUGUUUCCAGUUCGGUUUAGGGGCGAUCCAUCGGAAGGUUAGCGGGGGUGCGAUCAUAUUGCCUUUUGUCACCUCUCGAACUCGUGAAUGAAAAUUUUUGAGAGUUUUUUGUUUAUUUACAGCAUCUUAACGGUGCAUGUAAAGUUAGCAUUACGUUACUUGUUUAUCGUUGCAAUUUGAUAAUUUCUUUUAUAUGAGAAAUAUAUAUAUAUAUGGAUAUAUACAAAGUUUAAAAAGUAUUUGGACUAAGAUAACGAGCACUUGGGGCUGCUAUUUUUUGUUUAUUUUUCUCGAGUCGUCAUUCUUUUUGUUUCAUUCUCGCCAUGUGAAGUGUAUUUCUUAAGAUAUUGAAUGUAUUCCAAAAAAAAAAAAGACAAACCCGUGCUGAUAUAUUUUUUUUCCUCUGAAGAUUUCAAAAAAAAAAUGGAAAUGAGAACGCUUCAAAGGUUCUUUAAAGUUUUUUUUUUUUUUUAAAUAGUGGAGGAGGAAAAAAAAACUGUGGAUUGAUAACAGUUGAACACACUGCCUCUACAAAUAUGAUCGUAUAAAUGACUAUGAAUCAAAAAACGACAAAAAACACACAAAAAAAUGGACUUUUUCUAUUCCAUACUGGAGCUUUGGUUGUUUACAAACCACAUGGAUAUCAGUGGGUGCAUCCCCCCCUUUUGUUUUUUUAAAUUUCCAUGUAAAAUGGGCAGGGUUUGCAAGUGCGCUUCUGCCAUGACGGACAUUGAGUGGAGAUCUCGAGGAAACGUGGACAACACCUCUGCCUAACUGGAGCUUUUUAUGGACUGAGGCAUACUGGGGGAAAUCCAAGGAUUGUUUUAUUUUGUAUUUUUUUGUUUAUUUGAUGGAGUGCAAGGGCGACACCGGUCGGAGAAAGAACUGAGAGGCAAUACGAGUCCCCCGGCUCAGUCCUCACCAGCGCUCACCCUGCCCGAACCAACUCACCUAUGCACUUUGUUCAAUUCAAGCUGUGAGGUACCUUUUUUUUUUUUAAGGGGGGGAGGGGGGGACAGGAGCACAACGGGAGGAUGGUUGCGUCACUGAAAAAUUUCCAAAAUGAACUGAAAGACUGGAGCCUCCUGUACAUAACCAUAUUUUUCUAUCACCUUUCAAAGUAGACUACAAGAUUGCUUGUGAACGGAUGAAGGAAAACUCCACACGCCUCAUGUUGGAGUGGAAAAACAAAAAAAAAAUGUUUUUUUUUUUUUUUUUUUUUUUUGGUGAGCGGCUCCAGCAGGACUCAAAAGGAUGUUGCCGCGGCUGGAAGAAUGAAUCCAAAGUCCAAAAUUUCGGCACUGGAGUUAACCUUUUCCAGCGAUCAAAAAUUAAGCGACCCAGUGAACUCUAAGCGUUUCGCAGCCUUCAGGCUUGAGGAAUCCAUCUGUGAGCCAUAACCAUCGUGACCCGCCUCGGACAGGUGCAACCUUAGCCUAACCUGUUUGAACGGGAAGGACAAAAUCCCGCUUGGCUUCGAGUUUAGACGAAGCAUCGGCGAAGCUGUGGAUUUGGGUGGACUGAAGACUAAAGACUAAAAAAAGAAGAAAAACAUGAAAAAAAUAGUCCUGACAUGUUAUCAUGUCGCUUAGAUUCUACAGAUGUGCACCCCAGUUCAAGUGGGGGCCUUGUAAAUAUUGUUAAUAUGUAUGUUGUGUUUGAGUUUUCCUCUCCUGCAUCAAUUUUGCUUUAAAUCUCCACUUCAACAUGCCUUAAAACUGUACAGUUGAGUCCCGAACGGAUUUACUGACAACGUUCACGAAUUUUAAGUCGGACAAAUUGCACGACGGCCUUUGUAACGGGCUUUCUGGUUAUCUCAAGAACAAAGCAGCAAGCUUUUCUUGACCCUUGUGUAUGUACAUAUAUUUAGUUUUUUUUUUUUUUUUUAGGGUGGGUGAGGAAGUGUUUUGUGUGUUUUUUUUUUUUUUUUUUUUUUCUCACCCCAGUGUAGAAUAGUUUUUAGAUGGGCGGCUGAUGCAGACUAAAUAUGAUAUGUGUGGUCUACUGUUUGGAGCUGAGCUGACUAGAAAGAGAAAGCCAAAUUGAGCCAGAUCGUCAUAAAAUGUAGUGAUUCACCGAUACCCGGUUGUGUGGUAUCUGCAAAUACUGUACGAAUGCCACGUUUAUGAAAAAAAAAAUUUACUUGACUGCCAUCCUUCCCACUUCUAAUGGGUUGGAUGUCUUCUUGUGAUACUUGUUUAAAAUCAGAGCAGAAGUUGAAUUGUGAUUUUUAAAGGUCCUUAUAAUUCUUUACUGUAAAUUGCGGUACUUCGCUUCCCAAAUUGCAACAAAUGCUGCAUUUUUAGAUUUAGUAUUUUCUUGGAAUUACAAAUUUAAGAAAUAAGAGCGAUAUACAUCGGCGGUUGGAUUUGAUAUUUUUUUUUAAUGGAGACUGAUUUGUCUACAAUGCGGCUGAUCUUAACCAAAAAUUUGAUUGGAAUUUAUUAUAGUGUUUUAAAAAUGGUUGCAUCUGGUUCGGUUUGGUUUUGACUCGAACUCUCAACAUCAAGUAACCCAGUUAGCUCGGCUCCUACUGUAGUCUUGAAAGCGAUUAAUGAACGUUUAUUCUUCCAAUGGAGAAGGAUAAACUGAAAGAAAUGUAAAUAGUUUGAUUUUUUUGUUUGUUUUUUGGUUUUGUUUGAAGAGCAAAAUAAAUACUAGCAGUUAGCGACUGACUUGGCGUGAUUCACUGACUCAAGAAACCACGUGAAGUGACAUAGUCUCGCGAGAGUUAGGAAUGAAUCCAUUAGCUACACAUGUUGUCGAGCUCUCGGCUUUUAAGUGAGCGCAUUUAAGCUCCACAAGUUUCUUUCCACGAAGGCUGGAUUUUAAACGCAUCCUGGAUGAAGUAUUUAAAUCGCUUUUUCAGAAAUCCAAAGCAAGGAAAAGCUACGAGUCGGGCUAGUGGGUGCUAUGUCCUGGCCCACUAGCAUUUUUACCAAGAAGGCCUGUGCGUACUUGACAGUUCAGGGAACAAAGGCAUGGCUGACAGCGAAGUAAUGGAGGGGAUGGACCUAGAAUCAGAAAAUCUUGACGUCCACCCUCCUGAUCUGCAAGAAGCUAACACAACACAAGCAGAGAUGGAACAGGAUGACAAAAAAACAUCAGAUGAAGAGCUGACAACUUUAGUUGUGGCCACUGAGCAGCAGCAGGAUCUCGAAGCAGGCCAUGAGGAAGAGAUGCAACCAGAAGAUAACCUUAAUGGAACGAAAGACAGUCCUAAUGAAGAACAGCACCUUCCCUUCGACUUUUCCCAGACCCCUCAGUUCCUGACUCGUUCCUGGAGUGAAUACUCGAAUUUCCCAGAGAAUUACCUCAAAGGCUGCAAGUGGGCUCCGGAUGGUUCUUGCAUCUUGAGCAACAGCGCAGACAACGUUCUACGUGUCUACAACCUUCCUCCAGAAGUUUACACCUACGAUUGGGAGGUGCUGCAGGAGAUGAGUCCAGUCCUUAAGAUGGCUGAAGGAGACACAAUUUAUGACUACUGCUGGUUCCCCAACAUGAACUCAUUGGAGCCGACCUCCUGCUUCCUCGCGAGCAGUAGCCGCGACAACCCCGUGCACCUGUGGGAUGCCUUCUCCGGGGAGGUGCGGGCCAGUUUCCGGCCCUACAACCACCUGGACGAGCUGACGGCCGCCCACUCGCUAGGCUUCUCUCCCGAUGGCUCGCGGCUCUACUGCGGCUUCGACAAAACCGUCAGGGUAUUCCACACCGAGCGGCCCGGCAGGGAUUGCGAAGUUCGGCCAACAGCAGCAAAGAAGCAGAGCGGCCAGAGCGGCAUCAUCUCCUGCUUGGCCUUCAGCCCCUGCCAGUCGCUCUACGCCUGCGGCUCGUACUCGCGUUGCGCCGGCCUCUACUCGUGCCAGGAUGGCUCUCCGCUGGCUCUGCUUCCCGCCCGCCACCACGGCGGCCUCACCCACCUCCUCUUCUCUCCCGACGGCUACUAUCUGUACACGGGCGGCCGCAAAGAUCCCGAGAUCUUGUGCUGGGACAUUCGAGAACCCGGACAGGUGGUGUUUUCCCUUCAAAGGAAUGUGGCGACCAAUCAGCGCAUCUACUUCGAUCUCGACCUGUCAGGCAGGUACCUGCUGAGUGGGGACACCGAGGGCACAGUGUCAGUGUGGGACACUCUUUCACCCCCUGCUGGCACUGAGGAGCUACUGCAGCCUCUUCUCAAGUUCCCGGCACAUUGGGACUGCGCCAAUGGAAUCAGCAUCCACCCCACAAUGCCGCUGCUCGCCACAUCCAGCGGCCAGCGGCAGUUCCUGUGGCCUAGUGACGGCGAGGGAGACUCGUCGUCGUCUUGCUCCGACGGCGAGGGGAGCGACAGGACGCCGGAGAAUCGGGGCGACAGGACGCCGGAGAACCGGGGCGACAACGGACUAAGCUUGUGGUGGGCCGGACCGUGCGCCCGCGACACCGCGAAACCUGACGAGGGUCAUUCAGACGCAUAGAAUUGAACUCCUAAAUUGUGUACAUAAGGACAAUUUUUCUUCAGCCUUCCAAAGCUGCAGGGGGCGCUAUAAUCCUUUAAUGGAAGAGUUUCCACUGAGUUUAAUGUGCCUAAAAUUUGCCCAAAAAAUCCAAAUCGGAGUUUGUUCAUGUUAACUUUUGUCCAAAAUACACAAAUUUAAAAAUGGAUAUCUUGCUCUUCAUAGAACAAAUGGUUUGAAUGAAUGAAUGAAUAAUUUUAUUGUCAUCAUCAUCGGUAUCAUUGACAAUCAUUGACAAUUACAAAAUGUGAUAUGAUUUGCCCGAAGGAACCGAAGAAGACAAAGGCGGACGGGAGGAAGCAUAUGCUUAUCAAUUUCCCGUCCCCCAUACAACUAAAGACGCACAUUCAGACAUGGGACAUACAUCAGAUGGCCACAAAACUGUACAAUAACACGAUCAACAAUCUGGGUUUAGAUUUUAUUUCAUUCAAGUCUCCAGGUUUCAAAUUCUUUGGAGCCAUACUGGGAGUCGAGCUUGCUGGCCCUGAGCGCUUAUCGGUUGUUUUUAAUCAAGCCAUUCAAGGAGACCUCCAACUUCUGCUUGGCGUCAGUUGUAAUCCAGAAAUGAUGAGCUCAUUUGCGCGUCGGCACUGGUCGAGAUCGUCAGCCAAAAUUUCCAGCCUCUUGAUGCGAACAUAUCUCUCCUCGACGCCUGCUUGAGUUUGUCGUUUUCAGCGCGAAUUAACUGGAGCUCUCUGACGAUUUGAUUCUAGAGUGCUUCAGGAGCUCAGAGAGUGCGUCUGUACACGGUGAAGGCUGGCUGCGAAAAACGUUUGCGCUAACUCUGUGCCAUUGACAGUGAUACACGUCCAAUCCUGUGGCUUUUUUAUUAUAGUUCUAGUAUAGUUAUACAGUGGGGCAAAUAAGUAUUUAGUCAACCACCAAUUGUGCAAGUUCUCCUACUUGA